AUGCAGCAGCGUCUUGUUCUCAUUGCUACUGACUUUGUAACGCUCUACCAAGAGGCCCUCAGCCGACAACUACUAACUCCCGCUGCGUUGACACCCGAUGCGUUCAAGGAUCUCUUUGAUCGUAUUAACGUAGAAUAUAUGCACUAUGCAGGUGCCGGUGCGACGCAGCCAUACUUCGAAGAUGUUGUGGAGAAUCUGUUGCAGCUUGCUGCAGCGUACAUCACACUGCCGCCCGACGCUGCUCCUAACAGCCGAGCCUUUGGGGUUUAUUUGACCUUUUUCCUGUAUGCCACGCAGCCAGCCAUCGAAACAUCACCAGUAAAGGUGCAAAUUUCUCUGGGAACUCUACAAAGGUACGUGGAAGAUAUAGAUUCCACAGCACGAGACAACCAGGGAGUGAUAACAAGCCUCGGUUGCCGCGUGUCAGACGGCGAAAAGCGGCUCCUGUUGGCGCUACACAAGUCUGGGGCCCUGAAGGUCAUGCCCUUUAUCGAUGACUCGCUCUACGUGCGUACUCUAAUUGAAGUGCAUGAGCAAGCGGGUCUUCCACUACUCACAUGUGUGGCUCCCCAGCGGUCAAAUCCAAGUCCACACAUUGCAUUGGAGGGGGGAACAUGUGUAGACGAUGAUCUAUCAAAUCAACUCCAUGCAUACAGGGAAAUGAGGCGUCGCAUUAACACUGAAAGUCUGCUGAAGCGUAAAUGA
Messenger RNA from Trypanosoma brucei brucei TREU927, 705 nucleotides. RefSeq lists its product as hypothetical. The transcript has a single exon. The record is from RefSeq and is a predicted model, not a curated record. The coding region runs from base 1 to 705 and encodes 234 amino acids. NCBI's taxonomy places the organism in Eukaryota, Euglenozoa, Kinetoplastea, Trypanosomatida, Trypanosomatidae.